GCCCGGCCGCCCUUGUUAUAUUUCCGGGUGAAGAUGGCGAGCAGGUCAACAUCGGUCGAGAAGCCCAUUCGGAGCCCCAUAGAGAAUCCCGGACUGGCCGAGUCCACCCUUCGGAGUCCUGCAGCCUGGAAAAGAUUUUAUUGAGACCAGGAACAAGACUUCGGGCGCCGUGGAUGCUAAGGCAUGUCCCUGGUGGAGGCUGCGGCAGCGCUGGACAAGCUGCUCCGUGGCCCCCCCCGCCCGCAGGGCUUCUACGCCUCCCCGAGUUACCCCUCCCUCCCCCGGUACCUCCAGCCCCAGGAAUCGCCGCAGGGUCCUACAUGUAGCACACCCCUGGAAGCCCCUCAGGUCUCCGCCCUGCUUCCCUGGAACACUCUAGGAUACCCUGUGCAGGACGUGUCGCUGCCGAUCUCGCCCCUCCAGCUGCCAGCCUGCCCCCUCGACCAGUCCUUCAGCCUCCCCGCCCUCCCCGACCGCCCCCUUAGCUCCACGCCGGCGUACCCCUCCAGGAGCUUUUUCCCCCGGCCGCCGCUGCCGCCCAGCCUCCCGCAGCCGUCGGAGCGCUGGCUCGCCCUCGCUAGGCGCUCGAGGAAGGCAGAACCACCGCAGGGCGAGCGCGGAGGAUCACCGCCGGAAGGCCAGGGGGGGCGGGAGGCUCGGCGCCCCGAAGGAGUUCGUGCCUCUCGACCCGGACAAGUACAAAACGGAGCUGUGCAGGUCGUACCAGCUGUACGGAGUCUGUAAAUACGGAGCCAGCAGGUGUAACUACGCCCACGGGCUGGUGCAGCUGCGAGGCGCCGCCCGCCACGGCAAGUACAAGACGAGGAACUGCCAGUCGUACCACCACACGGGCUCCUGCCGCUACGGCGCCCGCUGCUCCUUCAUCCACGACCCCGAGGAGGGCGUCCUCAAGUGCUCCAUCGCCAACAAGGAGGUGCUGGAGGCGCUGCACUACCGUCCGGCCGGCGAGGACGGCGGCCGCACGGCGAGCAUCACGUGGCGGCUCCUCGAGGCGGCCACCGACCCCGUCCCCGAGCUCCACCUCAUCGCCUGCUCGAGGCCGCUCGAGGAGGAGCUCAGUCUCUUCCUCUCCUCCUACUCGCCUCCCGAAGUCCGCAGGAGGACCAGCAGCGAGAGGAUCGUAGCGCAGCAUGACGAGGACGCCCUUGGCUUCGCUCUGCCCCGCCGGAGCGACGCGAGAACAGAGCUGUUUCGGGAGAACGUGGAUCUGCUGAGUGCGCUGACGGCGUGCGAGCUGGAUUACGAUGCUUUCGGGGACAAGCUGAGUGAGGCGCAGCAGCCCUUGGCCGACGCGCGCCACGGGAAGGGGAGGACGAAGAGCGAGAGUGCGUGCUACGUGCUAGACCAGGCGCUUCCGACGGCGGACGGCGUGGCUGAUCCUUGCAUCGCCCCGUUGUGUCCGACGCCUGAUGACUUAACGACGGUCCCCAAGGACGCCUGGAGACUCGACGACGAACCCUCAAGUAAGCCGGAUCGAAUUACGCGUCAGGUGGUGGAUCGCGAGGACCUGAAGGAACUCGAGGUGGUGCAGGAUAUCCUCCAUAAGGCGCCAGUCUACUCCGCGACCGUCUGGAGCGACGGCACGUGCGACGUCAAGGAGGAGGGUCGUUGCGCGUCCUUGCCCGCUCGCGGCGGUGCUCCUGACGGAGGCGACCAGAGUUCGGACGACGAGGCGCAGCAGAAGAACCUCAUCGCGCCCUCGUGGCAGAGGGUGAGGGGCUGCGUGUGCAAGAAGAGGAGCGUGGCCAGGAACAGACGCAGGAAGCGCCGAGGAAGGGCGAGCUCCCUGAGCAACGAGGAGCCGUCGUGGCUGUCCGUGCACUCGUCGCCGACGCGUGACGACGACGACCUGGUCUUCUCCAACACCCUCCGGAGCGACGACUCCGAGGAGGACCGACGCCUGGGAGCCGCGCUGAAGGUAGGGGCCAGCGGGAGCGAGGACGGCUGGUCCGAGUACGGCAUCCACCUCGCGGACUUGCUCCGCUCGCUGCGCGUUCAGGACUGCCACCAGCAGGUUCCCAGGACACGGGCGAGCUGCAAGCACUCCUCGGACGGCUCCGUGGUCAGCCACACCAAGUACAAGACGGAGCUCUGUCGGUCCUUCCAGUACAACGGCUUCUGCGGCUACGGCGAGUCGUGCCUGUACGCCCACGGCUCGCACGACCUCCGCACGUACCCGAAGCACCCGAUGUACCGCACCAAGCAGUGCUUCAGCUUCCACCAAAAGGGCUACUGCCUCUACGGCAGCCGGUGUCAGUUCCUGCAUGACCUUGAAUGACAGCUUCUUCGUUUCUUCGUUUUGUUCUUACGUUCCUUCUUAUUUUCCUGGCGUCUCCGAAAGCGUGUUUUUGCGUCUGAAGCGUCUCCCGGGAGUGGCCCCUUCAUCUCUCGCAAGACAAACCCCGCACUCUGCACCACAUCACGCCGCGCCACAUCAAUUCGUCACCCUCACCAGCUACUCGUCACCACCAUACACUCAUCGCCUUUCACACCACCUCCACCAGGUCACCGCCAUCUCCGCCACCCCCAUCUCCGUCGUCGUCAUGCGUCCUUGGCACUCGCUCUUCGUCGUCAGAAAAAAAGGCUUCGGAUAUUUCAGAAUAUUGUGGAUCUUUUUGGAGGGAGAAAUGAAAAGCGGCCACGUUUUUUCAGGGAGGGAAAUAUUUGAUCAGCGAUCGACAUGUGUAUCGAUUGCUUUUGCAAUAUUCAUGAUCAUUCGAGCAACGUUGCAACAGGAUGCUUGUGGGCAGAGGUCGUCGCUGGCCGCGGAAAUACUGGGAGAGCGAUAUUAUCACGAAUCUUAUUAUUGCUAAUGACUACGAUGAGGAAUAUACGUGUUCCUUUUGUUACUAGUUCUAUUUAUUUAGUUGUAUUAAGACAGUUUAAGGAAAAGUUUCACCUAUUUAUGAAUUUCUUUCACUGUUUAAAUGUUGCAUGCCUUAGAUAACUAAGUAUUUAUAUGUUAUUUAAAUAUAUUUUCUAUUACUAUUUAAUAAAGCAUAUAAAGUUC
Penaeus monodon (black tiger shrimp) is the source of this 3031-nucleotide messenger RNA. RefSeq lists its product as uncharacterized. Gene Ontology annotation, molecular function: mRNA binding; metal ion binding. The record is from RefSeq and is a predicted model, not a curated record. NCBI's taxonomy places the organism in Eukaryota, Metazoa, Arthropoda, Malacostraca, Decapoda, Penaeidae.